AUAUACAUGUAUUGUGAUCAACAAAACUAAAAAGAUGGCAACGUCCACAAGACAGAUGAUGUCUGAAUCCAAAAAAGGAUCAAGACAAUCAAGUUACUUUGCUUUAGUAAACCGAUCACUGUUCGAUCCUUCAUUUCCCAUGCCCAUGUUAAUCAUUCUUUUUAUAGCUGAAAUAGUAGUUAAUUUAGUAGUCAUAGUUAAAAUCAAAUAUACAGAAAUAGAUUGGAUAGCCUAUAUGCAAGAAGUUGAAGGUGUUGUCAAUGGAACUUACGAUUAUUUACAGUUAAAAGGGGACACUGGUCCAUUGGUCUAUCCUGCUGGAUUUGUGUACAUCUUUAUGGGUUUCUACUACUUAACAGAAUAUGGGGCAAAUAUUCGUUUAGCUCAGUACAUGUUUGCUGCCAUCUAUAUGUUGAACCUUCUUGUUGUGUUUGACAUUUAUAGACAAGCAAAAAGGAUUCCACCUUUUGCAUUUUUCUUCAUGUGUGCCCUCUCAUACCGCAUACACUCUAUAUAUGUGUUAAGGCUCUUCAAUGAUCCUGUGGCCAUGUUAUUCUUAUACAUAUCUGUUAACUUGUUCAUGAGGUCGCAUUGGUCCUGGGGUUGUCUUCUCUACAGUCUAGGUGUCUCCAUAAAGAUGAAUCUGCUUCUAUAUUCACCAGCAUUACUGGUAUUAUUAAUAGCCUCACAGGGUAUAAAAGGGACCAUAAAGCAUCUUACUAUUUGCGCCUUGCCCCAAGUCAUAUUGGCCUUGCCUUUCCUUGCAACUAAUCCUUGGGGAUACAUUGUUCGAUCAUUUGACUUGGGACGCCAGUUUUUUUACGUGUGGACUGUGAACUGGCGACUGUUACCUGAAGAAGUCUUCCUCAACAAAUACUUUCAAGCUGGGCUGUUGUUGAUGCAUGUGCUGGUGUUGAUUCUAUUUUUCUGGUUUAAGUGGCGACCGUGUAUUCCUUCACUCAAAUUUCAGUGGUCCAGUAAAGGCUGCAAACCAAACCUCAGUGCUGAUCAGAUACUUUAUGUUUUGUUUUCAGCCAAUUUCAUUGGAAUGUGUUUUAGUCGAUCUCUACACUACCAGUUCUAUGUUUGGUAUUUCCACAGCUUACACUACUUGGUGUGGUGCACACCUUAUCCCAAUGUUCUCAGAAUUCUGUUGCUGGGAGUUAUUGAGUUCUGUUGGAAUACAUAUCCAUCAACAGUGUUGAGUAGCAGUUUGCUCCACGUGUCUCACUUGUUUAUACUUCUGGGUCUGUGGUUAGUUCUGGUCAAAACCGGUUCACCAUCAGCUAAAAGUCAAAAAGAUUCCAGCAUUGGCAAGGUCAAGAUGGGCUAGUUUACCCUGUGUGCAAGCUGUAGGCUAGUAAUGACACUUAACAUAGAUGUUCCAUGACUGUGUGUGAUUAGUGUACCAGUACCAUAUGAUAUUAGUUUUGUGAUAAGUGAUUUACUGAGAUGGUCUAGCAGAGUUUCCCAUUUUUAAUGAAUGGUCCUGUGCUAGCAUCAAAUGGAUGCUUCAGUUGGUUCAAAUCAUAUUAGAUUUCAGUUACACUUGUACAUGAACGAGAAAGCAAGAUAUGCAGUGAUUGUUUUGUAAAGUCUGGUUGUAUGAAAUAAAAUUUUGUGCGGAGGACUUAUUAAAUUUUGUUGACUAAUCAAAUAAAUAAAAAUUCAAUUAACUAAAAUGUUUUAAAUGUUAUUUUGUAAACUAUAAUGCUACAGACAUGAAAUUGCAUUAGAAAGUGUGUCUAGUUUUAGUGCAUAUGUAUUAAAUCUUUGAAUAAUUCAUAGAAAUAUAUGCACACAUAUAUAUAUGACAGUUAUAUUCAUAUUUAAAUAUUUUACUUGAUAUAUUCAUAAUUUUUAACUUUUUGAUGUAAAAAUGUAUAGCUGUACAGGUAUACAAAUUCAAAUGUUGAGGGUUGAUAACUGUCACAAUUUCACAAGAGCUACAGUGAGGUGUGAUACAAAAUAAGAGGGGUACAUGUAUUUGAACUUUUCAUAUCCAUCUGUGUUCAUUGUAUCUCUAACAGAUUAUCUUUAGGCAAAUCACUUUUGAUUUAAAAUCCAGUGGGGCCUACAAAAAAAUUGUAAUCAAUUCAAAACCUGGAUGGGACUUCAUGCUUAUCAUGAAUUGCAAUUGUUGUACAUUGUAAAAGAAAAUGCUUGUUGCCAACAAAUUGUGCAAAAUAUAUUUUAUAUUUGAGAAGUUUUGAUAUUGUCAGCUCGUCCUCACAUAUAGUUGAUAGGAGUAUCUCGUAGAGUUGCACUUGAUAUACAUGUAUCCUUUACAUACACAUGCAACUAAAUAACCAACUUGUAAUCCAGAUUUUCUCAUUCUGCUACAUUACACUAGUUUCAUUGCUACAACUAUUCAAACCUAAAUACAAAAGAUUUAGUAGAGAUCUAGAAACUAGUAUUUAUCUGCCUGUAGCAGUUUAAAGCAUUCAAAUAAACUUUUAAACAGUUCUUUUCAUUAUCUUUGAUCAGGUUUUGGAAGGUUGUGUACAUUAACUUAUUUCUUUCUUGGAAGUGUAGGCAAAAUACACUUUUUUUUUCUCAUGCUUUUCCAUGUCAGAAAAAAAUUAAUACAUUUGAUUAGUGUACAAUUAUUUGUGUGAAUUAACAAUGUGAGGAUCCACUGUAUAAUUUAUAAUUUUGUUGUUAACUCCCCCCUCCCCCAAAGGUAUGCAUGUUGACAUUGUGUUCUGUCAGUACUUCCUGUUUGGACAUUGAUGGAAACUUCUUGAAGAUAUGGUAUCUUGGGUUUUGUCCGUUAGUGUCCCAGAAGUCUACAUAAAAUGGCUGAUGUGUUAUUCAAUUAAAAAAAAAUGUCUUCCAGAAGGUACCCACUCUUGUUUGUUUGUUUGUUUGUAUCUUUGUUGUGGAGAAACGUAUUGACCAAUCCAAUGUGUCAAACAAAGCAGGACAGAAGUCAGCCAGACUACUUCUAGCUCAUAAACAAAAUCAUCUGAAAGAACACUUUUAUGAAGUAAUUUUGUAGAUAUUUUUUAUUAUUUAUAUCUGUUAAGGCUACAUCUUCAUGCAGAUCCUUAUACAUAUAUAUAUAUACAAAAAAAAGUGGUUUAGCUAGUGAAACAGUGGCCUGGGUUGGAGAAAAUGAUGGAGGGCCUUCUCCUUUAAUGUGAGUCUGACAAAAGCCCAACUCUAGCCAUACUAUAUAUAUAUUUAUCUUCUUAUCUUAUAUGAUAUAGACGUUACUUCAAAAAAAAUGAUUACGUCCUACGCGUCAUGGAUUUAGUCAUGCAUAUUAACCAAUUACUUAAAUUCUGCCAUGCUCUAAUAGCGCUAGGGAAGAAAGAGCAUUUGUACAAAUUUGUCCUAGCAUAUGGGACGAGGUAUGUGCCUUUGUCUUUGUGUCUUUCAGAGUAUUUUAUUAAAUUUUGUAUUUGAA
Messenger RNA from Biomphalaria glabrata, 3412 nucleotides. Its product is annotated as dol-P-Man:Man(5)GlcNAc(2)-PP-Dol alpha-1,3-mannosyltransferase-like. Bases 35 to 1333 code for a protein of 432 amino acids. The transcript is spliced from 9 exons. NCBI's taxonomy places the organism in Eukaryota, Metazoa, Mollusca, Gastropoda, Planorbidae. Gene Ontology annotation, molecular function: dol-P-Man:Man(5)GlcNAc(2)-PP-Dol alpha-1,3-mannosyltransferase activity. Gene Ontology annotation, cellular component: endoplasmic reticulum. The record is from RefSeq and is a predicted model, not a curated record.